This is a messenger RNA of Closterium sp. NIES-65, 1407 nucleotides long. The record is from the annotation of a GenBank genome assembly. NCBI's taxonomy places the organism in Eukaryota, Viridiplantae, Streptophyta, Zygnematophyceae, Desmidiales, Closteriaceae.
AUGGCGCGGCGGUGCGGCUGGCAGCGACGCGUGCUCGUUCGUGACGUGCCCGAACGGCUGCUCCUGCUCCGCUUCCUCUGGCGUUGCCAAUGCCCCGAUGUCUCCAAGUGCGCGGUGCAGAACGGUGCAGCGGUGUGCAAAUGCCCGGCGCCCUUCAAGCGGCUGAUCAACAACCAGUGCUCGUCCGCUGCGCUCGCCAACUCGGACUACCUGGACCAACACAACGCCGCCCGCGCCGCUGUGGGCGCUGCGCCCCUCGUGUGGGAUGAUGCCCUGGCAUCAAGGGCCAGGGCAUGGGUUCAGGCGCUGGCGUCGAGUGCGCACAACUGCCAGCUGCAGCACGGCGGCGCCAGCGGCGAGGGGCAGAACCUGUCGGGCGCCAGCCCCAGCGGAUGGGCGUCCAACGGCGAUGCGGUGCGCUGGUGGGUGGACGAGGGCAAGUGGUACCAACUCGGAGUGUUCCCCAACGGCUGUGCGGGCGGUGAUUGGGCCAAGUGCGGCCACUACACGCAGUUGGUGUGGAACAACACGCGCAGGCUGGGGUGUGCCAAGGCGUCGUGUGGCACGCGCAGCGACCCCUUGCCUUCUCCGCUUGCAUGCUUCCCUUGGCCGUAUCCUCUUCGUGGUCUCCCCCCAACACACACGCUCCCCUGCUUCCCCUUCCCCUCCACCCCAUGCGUCCCCACGGCAGUGCAGGACCCCUGCUUCCGAGCGCUCUGCCCAUCCACAGCCACCUGCAUGGCAGUGGGGGGCAACCCCAAGUGCCAGUGCGCGCAAGGCCAGGCGUUGGUCAAUGGCAAGUGCCACGCAGACCCAUGCAGGGGGGCGAGCAGGUGUGCAGGGGACCUGGUGUGUGACGGCUCGUCUGGAGCAGCGCAGUGUGUGUGCCCCCAGGGCACCGUGCUCACCGCUUCCAACACAUGCCUGGCGCCCUCCUGCAAGGGGGUGACGUGCCCGGCCUCAGCGCGCUGCAGGGCGGACAGCAACGACAUCCCCUUCUGCGUCUGCCCGGCCUCGCAGCCCCUUGUGAACGGCACCUGUGCUUCAACCUCAUCCACCACAGUCACCACCAGCAUUGCUCUCUUCAACCGCCCCUCCUUCACCAAUGCACCCGCCACCUUCGGCCCCAUCAUCCUCCGAGCGCCCACUCCCGGCGCUGCUCGCCCUGCCGGCUGUGUGAACGUGCCGGCGCCAAUGGCAGGGGCGGUGGGGUCGCUGAAGAUACUGUGGGAUGCGCCUGAUGGCGCCACGGGCCGCAGGGUGGUGUGUGGGCUCAUGUGGUUUUGGAACGGGGCGGACUGCUAUGGCCGCGCCGCAGGGUGGUAUCGCCCCGGCAACAAUGUUACCACUGCUGCGACCACAAGUGGAGAAGUCGCGUUGCUGCGCUCUAUCAGCUGCUCUCCUUGA